CCCGUCUCGUCUCGUGCAGCAGCCGGUGGAGGGCAAGUCUACUGGACAAGCGGCGGAACUGGAAUUUCCACCACACUCCUUCUAUUCUUUCUCUUUUCCUUCUCUUUCUCCUCUUGCAGCUGCUACUACCGUCCCUACUACGAGGUUUGCGAGAAGGGAGAUCAGUGGGUGAGACUGUCUGUGGACUGCGCGUGGGAACCGUGCAACUGCGCGUGCGCGCUGGCGACGCCGGGUCGGUGGCACCGUCAGGGCUCCGGCACUUUCUUGUGAGAGUGCGGCGUGACACGCACGUACAGCGGCUCUCUCCUCAUCCCUCCUGGCCUCCUGGCACCCAGCACCGAGGACAUCCCCUAGUCCUACGCUUUCCGGGGAUGCCAGACUCGCACCCACCGUCUGCCAGUGACGUCACGAGAGCAAGGACGCUCCGGGGAUCCGCCCUAAGGUGACUGCCAGCAACCUGCUUCAUUUCAUCGGUCGUCAGCGCUAUCGCCGCUACCUGUGGACCGUCUAGACUCGUGGGUGGCCCCGAGCACCAGCAGCAGGUGCAGGACAAAGACUUAAUCAAUCAGUCAAGUGAACAUCGUCGGUGUUGGUGUCGUCAAGAUGAGCAGCGUGGCCGACGAUCCUGUUGCGAUGUCCUGCAGCCAAGCGGUUCUGGAAGAGUUUCAGUCGGACAGGGUGGGUCUGACGUAUAACCGCCCUUCAGACUUUGUCACCUGUCAGUGGCCCUGCAGGCAGCGGUGGUACCUGGUGUACCGGGUGGUGGCCAGCGUCCUGCUCACCAGCUGGGCCAUCGGGGACGUGGCGUACGAAACUCACGAGUUUUACGGAGGGACCAUCGGCCGCUGGUUCAUCUUCGCCACCAACUGGAGUUUCCUCCUCCUAACCUUGACUACCAUCUUCCAGGCCCUCAUCAGCGGCAUCUUUGCGUGGAAACAUCAUUGGAUUGUAGACCCUCAAUACUGUCGCAGCAUGCCGGUGGUGCUGAGGAUGCAGUGGGCGAUGCAGGCGCUGGCCUACAACUCGGCUGUCGUCGUCACCGCGGCCUACUGGCUCUUCAUCUCCCUCUUCGCUGACGAGCCACUCCUGAAGACGAGCAUGAGCGAGAUGAAACACUCGGCCAACACCCUGUACGUCCUGGUGGACCUCAUGGUCAUCGCAGCCCCCGUCCGCCUGUUCCACAUGUUCUACCCUAUCGGCCUCGGCUCCUGCUACGUCAUCUUCAACUCCCUCUACUUCCUGCAGGAAGGCACCAUCUACAUGGCGCAUGCGCCACCGGAAGCCAGCAAGUACGCCUACAACUUCAUGAACUGGAAGAAACCUGUUGAAGCGAUUAUCACGUGCGUGCUGGGCGUGUUUCUGAGUGUUCUUGCUCAGAUCACACUCUUUCUCUUCUUCCGUCUGCGUGUAUGCAUCUGGCAGAAAGUCUGUGAUGGCGACGCCUCCAGGAUGGAAUCGGAAUUGCAAAAUAUAGUCUUGUCGCAUUCUAGCAGCUACAACACUAUUGACGACGCCAUCGAAGACAAAAAAACCGUUUUCGAGAAGACGAUAGAUUGAUGAUAACGUAUACAAAGUUAACACUAGGGAAAACGCAUCUUUCUCCUCUAUCUGUGUUAAAAAUAUCCAUUUCUUUUUUCUUUUUUUUUUUUUUUUUUUUUUUUUGUUCAUAAAAAUGUCCCCUUGGACAGAUUACUUGGGCGGAGUUUGUAUGCGUUCAUACAUCAGAAAAGUCAGAGUGUAUUGAUUACAGAAAUCGAGCUUGUUCACAGUAGUACACGUCCUUCCUUGGUUCCCUUUGAGAUCCCUCUUGUCGAGCUUACAAAAUGAGUAGACACCACGACAGUCGCACCGAGGAAGACACACGAAAAAACUAAGGAUUAUUUAAAUAGUUAUUCACGCUAUCAUUUGUUUGACAGACAUCGGAGAAAGAGAAAGAAGCAAAACUAUUAAUACAGCAGAAAGUAGCCAUGACCUUUGACCAGCUAACGGGAGGACUACAAAUAUUGAGUGGACAGUAGGAGCACUCCCUUAGCCUUGCUAAUUAUCUUUAGAGUAAUACUCCUGCUUCGAAUUGUUCAACUUUACUGAUUAGACUAAAGCAGCAAUACCAAAACAUUUUUCUUUUUGUAGCUAUGCACAACGACGGAUAUAUCACCAGUACAGGAUAGAGUGUGGAUAUUCAAAUACUUCAUAAACGUUUAACCUUUUUCUUACCUGUGAUUGUUUCCCACUCCCCAUAGAGGCCCCUUAGCUUACCGAAUGAACUUUCAACCUUUGAACUGUAACUUUGAGCUGCGAGCUUUGUUAAAGGUCUGUGAAAAUGUGCAUGGCAUGCCGAAUUCCCAGGUUAAAGUUUAUUUUGUUUGAACUGCAUUAUUAUUGCUAGAGGAAAUGCUUUCAAUGAAAACAAACAAUGGCUUACUCAGUAUAUCCUUGUACUUAGCAGAGGUUCAUAUAAUGUGGUCAGUAACACUUUCUUUCGUCAACAAAGGUCAACGACAAACUAACAGAAAUUCUAAACUUUUAUGAUGAGGUCUUGCAGCUUUGAAGAUGCUCUAAACCAGCUACAGUUUGUAAUGCCUCCCUUUGUGAGGAGGGACCAUGGUGUGCCCCACAACUGCCGAGUAAGAUAUUCCAUUGUGUGUAGUCGCCGUAGGAUAAACUCAAUAUUUGUUGUCCUUGUGUUGGAUCUUCCAUUCUGCCACUUGCCUUCGGUUUCGCAUUACGUUGCCUUUUCACACAUUAUCUGCUUUGCCUUUCAACGGUCACUGAGUAUGGCUAGAGGGUCCGCUGAUGGUAGAGGACCGAAGAUGAAAGUUAGAAUGUGGGCCGUGCGCAUGUUUGGUGUGAGUGUGUGCGUCAGUCUGUACAUGUUAGGCUUCGGUGCUCCAUUCCAAAUUUCGUUCGUGUGUGUGUGUGUGUGUGGUACGCAGGUUGUCGGUAAGCCAGCCUCAUUGACAUCAAGUGCUUCAUGUCUCGGUGCUUACAAAACAUACAUUCCACACUCCCCCUUCCUUCCUUCUUCUUGCUGAGAAUAAUUCGUCGGUGUGUACUGUUUUGGUACAUUUCAAUGUAACGUCUGCAUCUUUAAAAUUGAUGUUGUAUAUAUUGCCAUUAAAUCCUCUUUUGGAUUACUUAAUGUGUAAAUUAAAAAAUUCGGGGCGCAGACAUUUUUUUCUGAGUUCCAGAUUUUCUUCCCUCAACUUGUAUUAUUCUUCUUCCCUAAUUGUUAGAAAACUUGGCCUUAGGUGCAUGUUCAUCUUCUGUGCUGGAAGACUUUUACUGGACUCAUAAGACGACGAUGGUAAAAUCUUUACCAUUACCAAAAGCA
Molecule: messenger RNA, 3331 nt
Organism: Pomacea canaliculata
Lineage: Eukaryota; Metazoa; Mollusca; Gastropoda; Architaenioglossa; Ampullariidae
Product: protein rolling stone-like
Exons: 5
Coding region: 604-1557 (317 amino acids)
Cellular component (GO): membrane
Source: RefSeq, a predicted model, not a curated record